GAAGAAGACAGAGCGGAUGUUCCGCCAUUUACGGGAUCGUGCGGAAUUCGCGCGUGCAGGAGCCGGUGAUCCGCGCUUCAAUGAUCAACUUCUAAAGCAGAGUUUGCGAAGAGUUUGUUACAGCAGUCAUGAGACGGAGUAAAGCUGAUGUGGAGCGCUACAUCUCUUCAGUCCAGAACGCGUCUCCGUCACAGAAAACGAAGACACUCAAAGGAUUUCUGUUUGCUAAGCUCUACUUCGAGGCUAAGGAGUAUGAGCUGGCUAAAAGACAUGUCUCCGAGUAUCUGACCGUCCAGCCCAAGGAUCCUAAAGCACACAAGUUCCUCGGUCAGCUGUUUGAGCGUGACGGAGAAACAGACAAAGCUGUGGGAUGUUACAAGCGCUCGGUGGAUCUGAAUCCGGCUCAGCACGAUCUGGUUCUGAAGGUGGCUGAGCUACUGUGCAGUAAACCCCAGCAUGACAGUCGAGCUGAGUUCUGGGUGGAGAAAGCGGCCAGGCUUCUGCCAGGACACCCGGCCGUCUUCAAUCUGAGGGAGAAGCUUCUGAGUGCUCAGAGUGGCUCUAACCAGCUGUACGAGCUGCUGCAGGCGGAGCUGAAACUGCGGCCCACCGACACCUACAUCAACCAGAAGCUGGUGCAGCUCUACAGCGCAGAGGGCCGGCUCGAGGACGCCGUCAAACACUGCCUCGCCGUGGAGAAGACCGGCAUCCUGAGACACUGUCUGGAGUGGUACCAGCUGUUGGUCAGCACCCUGCAGGAGUACCUGUGUCAGCCGAGUGUGUCGUCGAACGAACAGGCGUCACGCAAGUUUCACAAAGAGCUGCUGCUGGCUCAGUGCAGCCGAGUGAGACUGACGCUGACACUGAAGGACUGUGAAGAGAGCACCGCUGCCCUCUGGAGUUUUGACUGUGCCAUGCAGGAUCUGAAGAACACAGCUACAAACAGGAAGGAUGAGCUGGCGGAGGUGUUCACGGAGAUGAGGGCGCACCUGUACCUGUACGCCGGGACACUGCUGCUGAAGAGAGCCCAGGACGGGGCGCAGCAGUGGAGGACCGUGCUGGAUCUGGCUGCUCUCUGUUAUCUCAUAUCUUAUCAGGCUCCCAGACCCAAAGCCAGGAGCCUGAAGAGUGAGCAGGUGUCCCAUGAGCCUCUGGAGCUGCUGGCCUGUGAUCGUCAGAGUCAGGCGGGUCACAUGCUGCUGAACCUGAGCCAGGAUGUGGAGCAGCUGCUGAAGGAUGUGGUGGAGUCGUUCGGGAACCGGAGUGGCCCGGGUCAUCUGUUUGAUCAGCUGUUCGGUGCACAGACACAGGAGCAGCACUCCUUCAUCUGUAACGAUGACAUCCAUGUACACGUACACGCGCCCAAAGCCGCUGAUCUGGCCAAGUGGGACAGUGGAGCGGUGAUGCUGCACGCGGGUGAUCUGCAGCAGCUGGUGUGGCUCGGCCUGCAGUGGGCGCUAAUGGGUCAAAGCGUGAGUCUGCAGGACUGGCUCAAGCAGCUCUUCCCUCGCCUCACGCUCGAGACCUCAAAACUGGACACCAACGCACCAGAAUCCAUCUGCCUGCUGGACCUGGAGGUGUUCGUGAGCGGUGUGGUGUUCUGCAGUCAGACACAGCUGCAGGAGCGGGUGAAGAUGACGUCCUGCUCUCAGCCGCUCGAGCCUCGCUGUCUGCCGCUGCACAUCAUGAAGCUGCUGUCGUCUGACAGACAGAGAGAGUGGUGGGACGCCGUCUACAGCCUGAUCCACAAGAGAGCGCAGCCCGGGACGUCUGCUAAACUGCGUCUGGUCGUGCAGCACGGUCUGGGCACGCUGCGUGCCGGGGAGAAACACGGCCUUCAGCCGGCUCUGCUCAUACACUGGGCUAAACACCUGACUGACGCGGCCGAGCGGGGGAACUCUUACUACGAUCAGAAGGAGUAUGCUGGACGCAGUGUGCACUACUGGAAGGUUGUGCUCCCCCUGCUGGAGAAGGUGCGACACAAACGCAGCAUCCCUGAACCCCUGCAGCCCAUGUUCAUGCACUUCCAGAGCAAAGACAUACAGCCUUCUCAGGUGCGAGUCUAUGAGGAAGAUGCCACCAUAAGCUUCGCCACACUCCUUGACAUCGAGGGCAACACUGAGGAGGCAAUCUCAAAGCUGGAGCAGCUCAACAGCCUCUCGUCUAACUGGCAUCUGGCGAAGAUCUAUCAGAGGCUGUCAGAGGAGGCAGGAAACGGGCUUGAGGAGACUCAGGGCAGGUGCACCGACUUCCUCCUGAAGUUCAGGAAGUACUUGACUCAGAUUUAUCAGGCCAGUGCCGAGGAUUUGGAGAAGUUGCCUGUAUCGAUGGAGGAGGUGAUGGAUUUGUUGAACGAGGUCAACCAGCAGCUUGUUGGUGAGGGGGAUGAAGAUCAGCUGGAAUAUCCUGUGACAUCCAGUCCCGGUCAGCCCACUGAAGGACAUGUUAAAUUCUCCACCCCUUCCUCAUCCAAGAGUGUCACGUCACCAUCCAAAAGAUCUGUGUUCUCCCCCAAAACACCACCUCACUGGGUGGAGGACCAGAAGUCACUGCUGCAGAUGUUAUGCCAGCAGGUCGAGGCCUUGAAGAAUGAGGUUCAUGACCUGCGUCAUAAUUCUCCAGAUGCCACAGCAUCCUCAUAUAGGAUGUAUAGAGACAACUAUGCUGCAGAAGGACUUCAGGAAACAUUUCCUGCAGCGCAGACGUUCCACGGUGUUCCUCUCACUGUUGCUACUACAGGUCCCUCUGUGUACUACAACCAGUCUCCAGCAUAUAAUUCACAGUAUCUUCUACGCACUGCUGCAAAUGUUACACCAACAAAGGGCCCAGUAUAUGGGAUGAAUCGUCUUCCUCCACAGCAGCAUAUGUAUGCCUACCAACAAUCAACACAUACCCCACCUCUUCAGUCAACACCCGCAUGCAUGUAUCCUCAAGAGCAAGUCUUCGGUCCUCCCAUCCGGUUUGAGUCACCAGCUACAUCCUUACUCUCCCCAUACAGUGAGGAGUAUUACGGUCACAACGUUCCUCAGCCCACAGUCAAUCCAACGUUGCCAGAGCCUGGAUAUUUCACUAAGCCAUGUCCUGUUACAUCCACACAGUCAACCAGGAGCACUGAAAGCAAGGCUGUCGACCCCAAAAUUAGUUUUGGGCCGCAGUUCACAGGUGAACCUGCUAAGGUUCCCAACUUUGGAGGAGUAGCUGCCGGCCCAACAACAACAUCCUCAACAGCAUUCAAGUUCAACUCCAAUUUCAAGUCCAAUGAUGGUGAUUUCACCUUCUCUUCUGCUCAAGUUAAAAAUAGUGAAAGCCUCUUGGGACUUCUGACAUCAGAUAUUCCUCCCAAAGCUGAGGUUUCGUCAGAACCAAAACAUCAGACCCAAGACCAGCUGCCUAGCCAGAAAGAAGUCUUUACCUUUGGGAGUAAAAGUGCAGCAGGAUUUUCAUUCACUGAUGGUGCUCCGAACAAGAUGAGUAUUUUUGGCAACACCGAUCAAAGAUUUAGUUUUACAAGUGGAACCAAGACAACAUUAGGGAAUUCAGAGGCUCGGGAAGAGAAAAGUGGUGAAAGCGACAAUGAUGGCACCCAUGUGGAAGAAGAUGAGGAUGGGCCUCAUUUUGAGCCCAUUGUGCCUCUACCUGAUAAGGUCGAUGUGAAAACUGGUGAGGAGGAGGAGGAGGAGAUGUUCUGCAAGAGAGCAAAACUCUUCCGAUUUGAUUCUGAGACUAAAGAAUGGAAAGAGAGGGGCAUUGGCAGUAUCAAAAUCCUCAAACACAAAAGUUCCGGGAAAGUUCGUCUGUUAAUGAGGAGGGAGCAGGUUCUGAAAAUCUGCGCCAAUCACUAUAUCACUGCUGACAUGGUCCUCAAACCAAAUGCUGGAUCUGACAAAUCCUGGGUGUGGUAUGCUAUGGACUAUGCAGAUGAAAUGCCAAAGACUGAGCAGUUGGCCAUUCGUUUUAAAACCGCAGACGAGGCAACACUGUUUAAAGUUAAAUUUGAGGAAGCUCAAAAGUUCCUUUCGGAAUCCCCACAAGGACAACAGACUGAAAAGAAAAGCGAAAAUCCAAAGCCUCAGGUUUCAUCCAAAGAAGUGGAUCUCAAAACCCUGUUUUCCAAGAAGGCGGGUGAAUGGGAUUGUGACAUGUGCUGUGUAAGAAACGCUCCCACGUCUGCGGUAUGUGUGGCCUGCAACAGUGCAGCUCCUUCUACAGCACAAGUCAAACCUGUAGAGGAGCCCAAAGGCUCUGGGCCUGUGGCUCCUCCUGCCAAAUUGUUUUCUUUUGGACUUUCUGGAGAUUCUGCUAAAAGUGCCACCAGCACUGAUAUCUGCUCGAAGGGCUUCACGUUUGGAUCGGCUUCUUUUAAGUUUGGAUCAAACGAUGCUGUGGAGACAUCUGCUGGCUUUGGAGCUCAGGCUGAGAAGAAAACAAGUCAGGUUGAUGCACCACAGCGAGAGAAAGUGUCAACAGCUCCAGCAGUCCCAUUUGGCACUGGAUUUGGUGCGGUGGACACAUCUACUGGCUUUGGAGCUCUGGCUGAGAAGAAAACAAGUCAGACUGAUGCACCAGAGCGAGAGAAAGUGUCAGCAGCUCCAGCAGUCCCAUUUGGCACUGGAUUUGGUGCGGUGGACACAUCUACUGGCUUUGGAGCUCAGGCUGAGAAGAAAACAAGUCAGACUGAUGCACCACAGCGAGAGAAAGUGUCAGCAGCUCCAGCAGUCCCAUUCGGCAGUGGAUUUGGUGCGGUGGACACAUCUACUGGCUUUGGAGCUCUGGCUGAGAAGAAAACAAGUCAGACUGAUGCACCAGAGCGAGAGAAAGUGUCAGCAGCUCCAGCAGUCCCAUUUGGCACUGGAUUUGGUGCGGUGGACACAUCUACUGGCUUUGGAGCUCAGGCUGAGAAGAAAACAAGUCAGACUGAUGCACCACAGCGAGAGAAAGUGUCAGCAGCUCCAGCAGUCCCAUUCGGCAGUGGAUUUGGUGCUCAGUUUGCCAAGAAAGAUGGUCAGUGGGACUGUGACUCCUGCCUAGUGAGGAAUGAAGCCUCGGCAACUGAAUGCAUUUCUUGCAAAGCCCCCUGCAGCACUGUAAAAACUAAUGCAGCAUCGAAAGGUGGGCUAGCUGCCAUGUUUGGUAAAAAAGCUGGUCAGUGGGAUUGUGACACUUGCCUGGUAAGAAAUGAAGGUUCAUCUAGUCAUUGUGUUUCAUGCCAGACAGCAAACCCAAAUAUGAAAAACAAGACCUCUGCUGCACCAUCAAGUUCCUCUUUUACCUUCAGUUUUGGUAGUUCUAGCAACCAACCUGCUGCGACAGGAUUUAAAGCCAAUUUCAAUCCAGGCCCUGCUUUUCAGUUCGGCACAAGUAAGGAAAAAUCAUCCUUAGAAGCCUUCAAGUUUGAGUCCUCCACAACUGAAGCUGAAAAGUCAUCAGGCAGUUCCAGUUUUGCUUUUUCCAAGCCGGCGCCUGUUGGCGGAUUUAAGUUUGGCAUUGCAGAAUCUGAGGCAAAACCAUCAGACGGACAGUCCCAAAAUGGAUCUGCAUCUGGCCUCCUCAAAAAUAUUGCUGCGCAUCACAAAGAGAAAGAGAAUGAAAAAGAGGCAGCCCCAAGUUCCUCAGAACAGUCUGUAGACUCUGAUAGUCAAGAUAAUAAUCCCCUCUUUACUGGUAAGCCUAACACCUUUAGUUUCGCUGACUUGGCAAAGACACAAGGCAGUUUUCAGUUUGGCCAGGAGGAUCCCACUUUCAAAGGCUUUGCAGGGGCUGGCGAGCCUCUCUUUACAGGGUUGUAUCCUGGGCCCAAGGCCGACACCUCUGUCGAUCAAGAUGAUGAAAUGUACAAAACUGAGGAGAAUGACAAUAUUCAGUUUGAGCCUGUUGUUCAGAUGCCAGAGAAGGUCGACCUUGUUACAGGUGAAGAAGAUGAGAAAGUCUUGUAUUCACAGCGUGUCAAACUCUUCAGAUUUGAUACAGAAACAAACCAAUGGAAAGAAAGAGGAGUCGGCAACCUAAAACUGCUCAAGAAUAACCAGAACGGGAGACUGCGAGUUCUUAUGAGGAGAGAGCAGGUGUUGAAAGUGUGUGCUAAUCAUUGGAUCACAACCACAAUGAACUUAAAGCCCCUCUCAGGCUCGGAUCGAGCCUGGAUGUGGUUGGCCAGUGACUUCUCAGAUGGAGAUGCCAAAUUAGAACAACUUGCGGCAAAAUUCAAAACACCUGAGCUUGCAGAAGAAUUCAAGCUGAAAUUUGAGGAGAGUCAGAGACUGCUUUUGGAUAUUCCUUUGCAGACCCCUCACAAGCUCACAAACACUGGAAGAACAGCCCAUCUUAUACAGAAAGCUGAAGAAAUGAAAUCUGGACUUAAGGACCUCAAAUCAUUCUUGACUUCCCAAAACAAGGACGAUGAAAGUGCCGAUACAAGUCAUAGUACUUCUGCAGUUGUAGUUAAGCUCGACUCUGAGGGCACUGCACACACUUUAGAAUGGGAUAAUUACGAUUUGCAUGAGGAAGUGCACAAGGACUAUGGCAGCCCCUCUGUGCGUGAUACUCCUUUGCAGCCAGAUCCAGUUGCUAAAAAUUUAUUCCGCUUUGGCGAGUCGUCCUCAGGGUUUAGUUUCUGUUUUCAGCCUAUUCUCAGUCCCUCUAAGUCCCCAUCUAAGCUAAACCAGAGCCAGGCUUCCGUUGGCACAGAUGAUGAGCAAGAAGUGUCUCAGGAGGAAGAGCGAGAUGGUCAGUACUUUGAGCCUGUUGUGCCACUGCCUGAUCUUGUUGAGGUCUCAACCGGAGAGGAGAACGAGCAAGUCCUUUUCAGUCACCGGGCCAAAUUAUACCGCUAUGAUAAAGAUCUUAAUCAGUGGAAGGAACGAGGUAUAGGAGACCUUAAAAUACUACAGCACUAUGAAACUAAGCGUGUUAGACUUGUGAUGAGGCGGGACCAGGUCCUCAAACUGUGUGCGAACCAUUGGAUUGUUUCCAAUAUGAAGCUUGAGCCCAUGAAAGGAGCCGAGAAAGCGUGGAUCUGGAGUGCCUUUGAUUUUGCUGAGGGGCAGGGCAAGGUGGAACAGCUGGCAGUUCGAUUUAAACUGCAGGAAACCGCAAAUGCUUUCAGUGAAAUUUUCGAAGAGGCAAAGACUGCCCAAGAAAAAGACACUCUACUGACCCCGUUUUCUGCAAAACUACCUGCCUCCACCCAGGAGAUGCUUUGUGCCACGGCUGCAGUUGCUGUACUUGAGGAAACAACAAAAGAACGUACUGGAAUCUCUGAAGAAAGCAGUCCUAAACUGGAUCAGACACCUCAAAGCACCAAGAAUGUGGUCUCUCCUCCAAAGUUCGUCUUUGGUUCAGACUCUGUGCAGAAGAUUUUUGGAAGCCCUUCGCCAUCAAAAGACAAAUCUCUGGUUGUGAUUUCUAGUUUAGAAGACGAGGAAGCGGGUGCCUCGAGACUGAAAACCUCUGGAGCAGCAGUGGCCAGCCAGUCAUCGGUCCAGACUCCUUUCAGCAUACCAACAAGAAUUUACUCUCCGUCAGAGAAGAAGAGCGCUCAAGACGUGUCUGAUGAUGAUAUUGAGAUCGUAUUUGAGCGUAAACCAACGAGAGAGCAAGCAGAGCUGGCCGCCAGACUGAUGCUUCCUCCUACCUUCUUCUGUUACAAAAACAGUCCCGGAUACAUCAGUGACGAAGACAGCGAUGAUGAGGAUUUUGAGAGCGCAGUGAGGAAUCUGAAGGGGAAGCUGUAUGUGGAUGGAGCUGAUGGAGCAUCUGAUCAUGACUCGGAGGUCACUCUGGUGUGGGAGAAGCGGCCGACAGCAGACGAGGAGCAGAGAGCCAGACGCCUCCUCCUGCCUCCCACCUUCCUGUGCGGCGUCAGCAGCGACUCUGAAGCAGAGGCAGAGAAACUGGACGACUUCAGCACUGAGGUCCAGAAGGUACAGCAGGCCCAGGUGAAGCCCGUUCGCUGGGAGUCUGGACCGCAGGAGAUCAGUGUUUCUUCAUCGGCUCCUCAGGACACACAGGUGAAGCCCGUUCGCUGGGAGUCCGCACCACAGGAGAUCAGCGGUUCUUCAUCAGCUCCUCAGGACACACAGCUGAAGCCCGAGCCGAGCGACGGCGGAGCAGAGGAGCGUCAGACUGAUGGCAGCCGUCCCAUCGAUCUCUCCACUAAGAGAAGCAGUGAGAGCGACUCCAGCACAGCUACAGCUCUCUCUUUCGGAUUCACAUCUGCCGCUGGGUUUUCAUUUGCAGAACUCGCUAAGACUUCAGGGGAAUUUGCUUUUGGUAAAAAAGAUGCUGGUUUCUCGUGGUCCGGCGCAGGAGCCUCAGUCUUCGGGAGCGCAGCGGCUCAAACUAAAGAAGCAGAAGAGGAGGACAGCGAUGAUGAGACGCCCCACAGUGACGAGAUCCACUUUGAGCCGAUCGUGUCCCUGCCCGAGGUGGAGGUGAGGUCCGGUGAGGAGGACGAGGAGAUCCUGUUCAAAGAGAGAGCCAAACUCUACCGCUGGGACCGCGAGCUCAACCAGUGGAAGGAGCGCGGCGUGGGAGACAUCAAGAUCCUCUUCCACCCCGAGAAGAAGAGCUAUCGCCUGCUGAUGAGACGAGAGCAGGUGCUCAAAGUGUGCGCCAACCACACCAUCAGCCCCGGCAUCGAGCUCAAGCCCAUGAACACCUCGGCUAACGCUCUGGUGUGGACCGCCACCGACUACUCCGAGGGAGAUGGGAAGGUGGAGCAGCUGGCAGCUAAGUUCAAGACUCCCGAGCUGGCCGAGUCCUUCAGACGAGCGUUCACAGACACACAGACCCGCAUGUCUCAGACGGACGCCGCUCAGACGUCUGCCGCAGAGGCGCUGUCUCGAGACUCCAACCCUGUGGUGUUCUUCGACAUCUCCAUCGAUGAGGAGCAUGCUGGGAGAGUGGUCAUGGAGCUCUUCGCUCACAUCGUGCCCCGGACGGCGGAGAACUUCCGAGCUCUGUGUACGGGAGAGAAGGGCUUCGGUUACCGCCGCUCCGUCUUCCACAGGAUCAUCCCAGACUUCAUGUGUCAGGGCGGUGAUUUCACCAGUCAUGAUGGGACGGGGGGGAGGUCUAUCUACGGAGGUAAGUUUGAGGACGAGAGCUUCGAGGUGAGGCACACAGGACCCGGGCUGCUGUCCAUGGCCAACCGCGGCAGAGACACCAACAACUCUCAGUUCUUCAUCACGCUCAAGAAAGCAGAGCACCUGGACUUCAAGCACGUGGCCUUCGGAUUCGUCAAAGACGGCAUGGAUGUGGUGAGGAGGAUGGGAGAGCUGGGCACUAAAGACGGGAAGCCCACGCACACCAUCAGCAUCUCCGAGUGUGGACAGAUCCUGUGAGCUCCUGCUCAACGCUCCUGUAAAUCGGCUUGUUUUAUUAUUGUUUCUGUGCUAAUAAAGGUGAUCUGCUAAUUGUCAAAGUGAAUAAGAAAAUCUUUAUUUUAUUACUGAAUGUGUUCACCCCAGAGAUUCCUCCUAGAAUUGGACAGAAAAAGACUUCCUCUGUUAAAUGUGUGUAUUUGAAGAUCGCUUCACACAAACACUGCCGUGUUUCUUUCCACUUCAAGAACAUAAAAUAAACGUCAGACGUUGAGUUUCA
Messenger RNA from Carassius gibelio (silver crucian carp), 9600 nucleotides. RefSeq names its product RAN binding protein 2 (gene ranbp2). The transcript is spliced from 28 exons. The record is from RefSeq and is a predicted model, not a curated record. Gene Ontology annotation, biological process: protein peptidyl-prolyl isomerization; protein folding; NLS-bearing protein import into nucleus. Gene Ontology annotation, cellular component: nuclear pore; cytoplasm. Gene Ontology annotation, molecular function: protein binding; GTPase activator activity; peptidyl-prolyl cis-trans isomerase activity. The coding region runs from base 129 to 9341 and encodes 3070 amino acids. NCBI's taxonomy places the organism in Eukaryota, Metazoa, Chordata, Actinopteri, Cypriniformes, Cyprinidae.